Messenger RNA from Cuscuta epithymum, 1391 nucleotides. Lineage: Eukaryota; Viridiplantae; Streptophyta; Magnoliopsida; Solanales; Convolvulaceae. The record is from the annotation of a GenBank genome assembly.
UAUUGGACAAAAUAAUGAAAUAUGGUCGCCAACUGCCUAGCAUUAUAUAUUGGGGGUGCGAACCCCUAGUUCUCUAGCAGCAAUGGCUAUUCCGUUCUCAGGUCGUGGAGGCAGCGGCGGCGGAUUUAGGGGCGGCAGAGAUGGAGGACGAGGAAGGGGCAGGGGAGCAUUCAGUGGAGGCAGAGGCAGAGGGAGUGCUAUGAAGCGUGAUGGAGGUAGAGGUGGUGGAAGAGGCGGCGGAAGAGGUGGCGGAAGAGGAAGAGGACGUGGAGGAAUGAAAGGAGGGAGUAAGGUUGUUGUGGAGCCUCAUAGGCACGAGGGAGUGUUCAUUGCGAAGGGGAAGGAGGAUGCACUUGUUACUAAGAAUCUGGUACCUGGUGAUUCUGUCUACAACGAGAAGAGGAUUUCUGUUCAGAAUGAAGAUGGAACGAAGGUUGAGUACAGAGUGUGGAAUCCUUUCCGUUCUAAGUUGGCUGCUGCUAUUCUUGGAGGCGUGGAUGAAAUUUGGAUUAAACCUGGCGCGCGCGUUCUCUACCUUGGAGCGGCAUCUGGAACAACUGUCUCCCAUGUUUCCGACCUCAUUGGUCCGACUGGGGUUGUCUAUGCAGUCGAGUUUUCAAACAGAAGUGGUAGAGAUUUGGUGAACAUGGCAAAGAAACGUACCAAUGUUAUUCCCAUUAUUGAAGAUGCCCGACAUCCUGCUAAAUACAGGAUGUUAGUCGGAAUUGUUGAUGUCAUAUUUUCUGAUGUUGCUCAGCCUGAUCAGGCAAGGAUUUUAGCGCUGAAUGCCUCUUACUUUUUGAAAGCUGAAGGUCAUUUUGUCAUAUCCAUAAAGGUUGGUUUCUUUGGAUACAGAGAAGGAAAAUGAUGGCAAAUCUUUUAUUUCUUGUUGCUCUUUUGGAUCAGCACACUUCUAUUCUCCAUGUUGACUUGCUAUGCUUUUCUCAGGCUAACUGCAUAGAUAGCACUGUACCUGCUGAGGCUGUAUUUGCUCAAGAGGUUAAGAAGCUGCAAGCAGAUCAAUUCAAGCCAAGUGAGCAGGUCACCCUUGAACCCUUCGAGCGUGAUCAUGCCUGUGUUGUUGGUGGUUACAGGAUGCUCAAGAAGCAAAAGCCAACUUCCUAGGUUAGGAGUAGUAGCAAAUGUCUUAUUUUCAACUCAAACUUGAGGGUUGUUUCAAGUUUUGUAUUGCAUUAUUUUAUGCUUAAUUAGUUAAUCUGAUCGUACAUUUUCACAACAUGAAUUAUGAUUUUUUAUUAGAACAUUUUUGUAGCACAUUUGACACAAUGUUCCUCCCUAAUGUUGUCUGCGAACGUAGUGGAUGUAUUAUUUAGUUUUGUGUAAUUUUUAUCAUGAAGUUUGAAUUGUCAUAAAACAGGCGUGAGAUUAUG